UCUCCUGCGCCAGUUUUUGUACUUUUGCCGUUGUUCGCCUAAAUGUCGAUGUUCUUCAAUCCAAAGUUAGUGCCUAGGUUACCGAAUGGAUUUCAUUCUCGAUCCCUUCUGCCUCAAAUUAGGGUUGUAGUCAGGUUAUUAUCUGAAUCAUAUUCGACUGAUAGAUGCGUUCAAGAUAGAGAAUCAUAUACAGUGUCUUAUUUGAUAAAUUCGUGUGGAUUAACCGCGAAAGAGGCUCUAAAUUCAUCACGCAAGUUACAUUUCCGAUCAGCAGAGAAGCCGGAUUCCGUUAUUGCCUUCCUCAGAAGCCAUGGAUUCACCAACGCACAAAUCUCCAAUUGUGCGAGAACACACGCAGAGUUACUCGUUUAUAAUCCUUCAAAGGUACUCUUACCAAAAUUCAAUUUCUUUCACUCAUUAGGAAUCUCUAACGACGAAUUGCCACAGUUCGUCUCCACCAAUUGGAAAGUAAUUCUAAUAAGCCUUGACAAGGGGAUGCUUCCCCUUCACAAGUUUCUUAAAGAUGAGUUCAAUUUGGACGAUAAGAAAAUCGCCCUCUGUAUAAAGAAAUCGGCUUGGUACUCCGGGAAAGACAUGUUGAGUAGUUUAGCUGCCAAUAUUUCUCUUCUCAGAGAACUCAAUGUUCGAGAAUUGUCUUUAUUACACUUGGUAUGCAAUGUAAUCAAUAUCCUUCUUGCAAAACCUGCCCGGUUCAAGGAAUUUGUUAAUAAGGUUAUUGAUAUGGGAUUUGUUCCUCAGAAGUUGACGUUUGUUCAGGCUCUGUGUAUGUUUUCUGGUACAAGUAAUUCAAUGUGGGAGGUGAAGGUUGGAAUUUACAGAGAGUAUGGUUUUUCUGAAAACGAGUUUCAAAUGGCUUUUAAACUGCAUCCUCUUUGUAUUGGUUUAUCUGAGAAAACAUUACGAUUGAAGAUGGAUUUCCUGGUGAAAAAGAUGGGGUUGAAGCCUGCUGAUAUAGCCCGAAUGCCAACUGUUCUUCUGUACAACUUUGAGAAGAGGAUAAUUCCUAGGUGUUCUGUAAUUGAAAUGCUAAGGUCUAAGGGAUUGUUGAAGAAAGAAGUUUCUAUUUCGACUAUAGCCUACCCAUCUGACAAGUGUUUUAUUGAUAAGUUUAUCACUAUGAACUGUGAAACUCUUCCUCAAUUACUAUGCAUUCUUCAAGGUAAAUCUAUCAUCCCCAAUGUUAAAUCAUCAGUUUCAUUGUUAGACUCGUGACUUUGCAUUAAAUUUGCUUAAAAUUGGAUUUGAUCUUGAUAUGCAUUCGGAUUAGAUGAUGAAUAA
Messenger RNA from Impatiens glandulifera, 1299 nucleotides. RefSeq lists its product as uncharacterized. Bases 43 to 1233 code for a protein of 396 amino acids. NCBI's taxonomy places the organism in Eukaryota, Viridiplantae, Streptophyta, Magnoliopsida, Ericales, Balsaminaceae. Gene Ontology annotation, cellular component: chloroplast. The record is from RefSeq and is a predicted model, not a curated record. Gene Ontology annotation, biological process: chloroplast organization; regulation of DNA-templated transcription. Gene Ontology annotation, molecular function: double-stranded DNA binding. The transcript has a single exon.